GGUACUUAAAAUGAUAAUGGAUUUGGGGUCGGGUAAUUUAUUUCUGGCGGGUACUCGCCCUGCUACCAUCCCUACCCCGAAAUAUCCUCUUAAGUGUUCGUGUUCGUCUCGCUGCGCUCACUCGCUCCCGCUAUCUCUCUCUCUCUCUGCGCAUCUCUGGCUGGUCUCUGUGUUGGUCUCGCUUACUCUCUCAGCUCAAGUCUUACUGACCCAGGUCAUCUAGCCUCUGCCCCGCUCAAUUGGGUUGAUUUUAUUUACCCUACCAAAAUUGCAAAAGAGAGAAGAUAUUGCAAUAUAGGGUUAAAUUGUGUGUACCAUGAAGAGGUCAAUGCCAUGGAGUGAGCAGAUUGAUGUUAUAUCAUCAGAUGAAUCUUCUUCCUCAGAUGGAGAUAUAGAGACUAAUGAUGGAGUUGAUCCACAACAAUUGUCCCUUAACGUUUCACUUGGUGAAACUACAAAAGAAAUAUCUUCUGAAGGUGUACUUACCAGAAGAGCAGAAAUGUAUCAAGAAUACAUGAGGCAGCUCCCUAUCCCACCACAUCAUGGCUCUGUUAUACCAUUUUCAUCAUGGGUGGGUUUAGGCAAGUCAAUAAAGCAACUCUAUGGACAACCUUUGCAUUACCUCACCAACAUUCUUCUAAAACAGUGGGAUUAUCUGAGAAUUGGCAGCGAGGACGAACAAAGGGCCUUAGAUACUAUGAUUCAUCCUUGUAAAGCUGAAGCCACCAUAUGGCUUGUUGAAGAAAUUCACAGGCGUACCUCAUCUCAUCAUCAUGUUGCAAAACUCUGGUUGUUGGAUCCAAUGCAUCAUACUUUUGUUGACUCCAUUUUCCCACAACUGUGAAGCAUCAUUUUGAUUGUCAACUGGUUAUUAGCCAUGUUUGAGCUGAUUCUGAAGGAUGCCUUUUGAUUUCUGAGGUUUGAGCUUGGAAAUGUAUUUCCUGGAUCUAGAAUGUAAUAGAACCUUCUAUUUUAGAGCUGAUCCUUUUUUUUCUGUCAAUCUUUGUAAUUUUUGUUAAGGCGUAUCACACUGUAUCAUGGAUGGGAAACUACCAGAAAGGCAGACAUAAAGGAUCCAAAUUUUGCAUCAUAAAA
This is a messenger RNA of Jatropha curcas, 1095 nucleotides long. It is a transcript of the gene RDM1, whose product is annotated as RNA-DIRECTED DNA METHYLATION 1. NCBI's taxonomy places the organism in Eukaryota, Viridiplantae, Streptophyta, Magnoliopsida, Malpighiales, Euphorbiaceae. The record is from RefSeq and is a predicted model, not a curated record. Gene Ontology annotation, cellular component: nucleus; RNA polymerase V complex. Gene Ontology annotation, biological process: gene silencing by siRNA-directed DNA methylation.